AUGGAGCUCGGCAACGGAGCGGCGGUGAGCACCGACGGCGUGCUCGACGUCUCCCACGCCAACUUGAACGCUUUCUCCGCGGACAGCGUCAGCGACCAGAAGAAACGAGACACGAAGCAGCUGUAUUUGAACAACAACCGGCUGUGCGAGUUGCCCUCGUCGGUAAGACACUUCUCUAACCUCCAGUUGCUGGACAUAAGCAACAACGGACUGUCGGUCAUCGGUGAGGACAUCACGAGUUUGGUUAAACUCAGGACGCUCGUAGCUAAGAACAACCGACUGAACGAGUACUCGCUACCCAAGAACUUCGGCUCCUUGCAGCUGGAGGUCUUGAACUUGAGCGGGAACCGCUUCGAAGAGAUCCCGCUGCAGUGCACCAAACUACGGCGUCUGCAGUCGCUGUCACUCGGUGGAAAUAGACUGAAAAGUAUUCCGGUGGAGAUUGAAAAUUUAAGCAGCCUGGAGGUAUUGUACCUGGGGGGCAACUUUAUCUCAUCCAUCCCGACCGAGGUGGCCAACCUGCCUCGCCUGAGCUACUUGGCGCUGUCCGACAACAGCAUUCAGAGUGUUCCGCCGCAACUCACCCGGCUGCACUCGUUGCGUUCGCUGAGUCUCCACAACAACCAGCUGAGGUAUAUGCCGCGGGAGAUUCUGAGCCUGGUGCGCUUGCAGGAGCUGAGCCUGCGGGGGAACCCGCUGGUGGUGCGCUUUGUCAAGGAGCUGAUGUAUGACCCGCCGUCCUUGUUGGAGCUGGCCGGCCGAGCCGUCAAGAGUGGCAACGUGCCCUACUCGCAGCAAGACUUGCCCAACCACCUUCUCAAGUACUUGGACUUGGCCAGCAAGUGCCCCAAUCCCAAAUGUGCCGGCGUGUACUUUGACUCGUGCGUGCGCCAUAUCAAGUUCGUGGACUUCUGCGGCAAGUACCGGCUGCCGCUCAUGCACUACCUGUGCUCGCCCGAGUGCACGGCCUCGCCCUGCAGCUCCAACCCGCAGAGUGACGCAGAGUCGGACGAUGACAGCAGCGUACCCGCUGACCGCCUCCAGAGGGUGCUGCUGGGCUAG
Molecule: messenger RNA, 1062 nt
Organism: Nerophis lumbriciformis (worm pipefish)
Lineage: Eukaryota; Metazoa; Chordata; Actinopteri; Syngnathiformes; Syngnathidae
Source: RefSeq, a predicted model, not a curated record